Alligator mississippiensis (American alligator) is the source of this 1953-nucleotide messenger RNA. It is a transcript of the gene WDSUB1, whose product is annotated as WD repeat, sterile alpha motif and U-box domain containing 1. NCBI's taxonomy places the organism in Eukaryota, Metazoa, Chordata, Crocodylia, Alligatoridae. The coding region runs from base 177 to 1622 and encodes 481 amino acids. Gene Ontology annotation, biological process: protein ubiquitination. The record is from RefSeq and is a predicted model, not a curated record. Gene Ontology annotation, molecular function: protein binding; ubiquitin-protein transferase activity. The transcript is spliced from 11 exons.
AGGUGUCAUUUCUUUGGCUCCAAAGUAGUUACUCCUGAUUUGCAUCUGUGACAGCAGAAUUGGAGCAAAUCAACAUAGUAACAACACUGGUAGCAAUUCUGCACAAUCACAGCUGCUUAGAAGAGGCUUAAAAGUCACCAGAACCAGUUGAGAACAUUUUGUUUAUAGCAGAUAACAUGAUGAAACUAAUUUACACCUUAGCUGAUCACAGUGAUGAUGUCAACUACUGUGCAUUAUCAUCGUCCUGCUUGGCUACUUGUUCCAUGGACAAAACAAUCCGCUUGUAUUCUUUAAACAACUUUUCUGAGCUUUCUUACUCACCAUUAAGAGGCCACACUUAUGCAGUCCACUGCUGCUGCUUCUCGUCUUCGGGAAACAUUUUAGCUUCAUGUUCAACUGAUGGUACCACAGUGCUGUGGGACACUCAAAAUGGUCAGAGGCUAGCAGUGCUGGAGCAACCCAGUGACAGCCCUGUAAGAGUCUGCCAAUUUUCCCCUGACUCUACGUACCUAGUUUCGGGUGCAGCAGAUGGUACCGUAGUUCUUUGGAAUGUGGAGUCCCUGAGAUUAUACAGAUCUGGGAGUGUGAAGGAUGGUUCCUUGGUAGCCUGUGCAUUUGCUCCAAAUGGAAAUUUCUUUGUCACUGGAUCAUCAUGUGGAGAUUUAACUAUUUGGGAUGAUAAAAUGAGAUGCUUGUAUAAUGAGAAAGCACAUGAUCUUGGAGUCACCUGCUGUGAUUUUUCUUCACUGCCAGUUUCUGAUGGAGAGCAAGGGUCCAGAUACUUUCGAAUGGCAUCCUGUGGCCAGGAUAACCAGAUCAAACUCUGGCUUUUCUCAUUUGCAGAUUACUUGGGUGCUGAAUUAAAAUAUAAAUGUACAUUGAGUGGACACUCUGCUCCAGUUCUGGCUUGUGCAUUUUCUUAUGAUGGACAGAUGCUAGUUUCAGGAUCUGUGGACAAAUCUGUCAUAAUUCAUGAGACGAAAACUGGGAACAUUCUGCAUACUUUGACUCGGCAUACCAGAUAUGUUACAACUUGUGCUUUUGCACCAGAUGCUCUAUUACUUGCUACAGGUUCAAUGGAUAAAACUGUGAACGUCUGGCAAUUUGAUCCAGAUCAACAUUUUGCAGGAAGUGGGCUGGAAGAUAAACCUAAGAUGUCUGUUGAAAACUGGUCAGAGGAAGAAGUCUCAGCCUGGCUUUGUGCUCAAGGUUUAAAAGACCUUGUUGAGUGUUUCAAGACAAAUAACAUUGAUGGUAAAGAACUGCUGAGUCUUACAAAAGAGAGCCUGACCAGCGACUUAAAAAUUGAGUCUCUGGGUCUACGUAGUAAAGUCAUCCGGAAAAUUGAAGAGUUGAGCAUCAAGAUGGAUUCUGUUUCUGUUGGAAUUCCUGAUGAAUUCUUAUGCCCCAUAACUAGGGAGCUUAUGAAGGAUCCUAUUAUUGCAUCAGACGGCUAUUCCUAUGAGAAGGAGGCAAUGGAAAAUUGGAUCAGCAACAAGAGACGGUCUAGUCCCAUGACAAAUCUCCCUCUCCAGUCACUUGUGCUUACCCCAAACAGGACUCUGAAAAUGGCCAUCAGUCGCUGGCUGGAGACUCAGCAGAAAUAUAAUGAAACAACUUAAUUUCGAAUGCCCCAGCUAUUCUUUGAAACUAACUGAAUUGAAACUGUAGGUAGUUGAAGAAAACAGCUCUAUCAGACAUUUUAAAAUGCUGGAAAGAAAAAAAGGUAAGCUUCUGUUUAUGGUGUCUUCAGGCUGGAACUCCAACAAAGGCCUUGAAAAUCAGAAGUCACACAAAAAAAAUAAUAGAACUUACAUUUGGGCACCUCAUGUAAACUACUGAAAAUAUUUUUUUAAUACUAGAACUUGAAUUACCUUGUACUGUUUUUAUAAGAAAAAACAGGCUAAUUGAUAAUAUGCAUGUUUCAAAAUAAAGUUGUUACAAUUGCCAGUA